GAAGAACUUUCGGCGAAUGAAGAACUCACCGUGGAAGAAGUCGAAGAACAAGGACAUGAAAAAGGGGAAGGGGAAUACGAAGAGAACCUCCACACCCCCGCGGGAACUAGCACCAUCGGUGAUCAAUUCGACAAUCUAGGUCCUCAUCCCAGUAUCGACCCCGGUGUAACAUGCCCCUGGCCAGGACAAACAUUUGUCUUUCGUGAUCAUCUAACAAAAAGGGUAAUCACACUAGAAGAUGGCAAUUUGGUAUUACGACCUAACGGGAGAAGCUCUGAUCGUGGCAGUCAUUGGCGCUGCGAGCAGAGCAAGUCGUUGUGGCUGGGCUUCCGCAAUGCUGUGUCUGGUACCUACAUUGGUCGCGACGGCAAUGGAAAAAUUGCCACGAGCGCAAAGGAUCACCUUCAGUUGGGAAGCUUUUGCACCCGACAGCUACAGGCUGGAGAACACGUGCUAUUAGUGAAAUACUAUGAUGAUCUUCUUCCUUUGGUAUAUGAUUUUAAAGAUCUUGAAUUUAGAGUUGGUAACAAGGGAGAUAUGGAGAGAUUUAGAGCCUGGGAAUUCAUUAAAACACCCAAAGACAGUAUCGCCUUCGCAAGAAGUCCCACCAAAACCAAAAUGACCACCGAAAUACAAACCCAGCGGGCUCUUUAUCAAGAGGUCUAUGGAGAACCACUUGUUGUGAAGAACUUGGAAAUACCAAAGGCAACACCAGGAAGUGUGAUCGUCCGUAUCGCUGCAGCUGGAGUCAUCACAUACAUGAAGGACAUCUACAACGGAAAACGCCAGCAUCCUUAUCCAACACCAAUAAUCCCGGGAAGUUGUGCCGUUGGUCGCGUGGCUGAACUGGGUGCUGAUUCAACCAGUUUGAAAGUCGGAGACUUGGUUUUUAUUGACCCUGUGAUCCGUGGCCGUGACGGAACCGGCGACAUUUUUCUUUUCGGCGUCCACAGGGGUCAUUCGGACGGUGGUCGCAAGUUGAUGGAAGGUGAAUGGCGUCACGGAACGUUCGCGGAGUAUGCGAAAAUUCCUAUAGAGAACUGCGCCCCUAUCGAUGAGAAGUUAUGCUGUGGAUCCACAGAAGAAGGAGGUCUUGGUUACCAGGUGUCAGAUCUGGUUGACCUUGGGCGGCUGCUGGUCCCGUUUGGCGGACUCAGGGAUAUCGAGCUCCAGCCAGGCCAGACCGUAAUCGUGGCACAACCAACGGGUGGAUUUGGCUCAGCUGCAGUCCAAGUAGCCUUGGCCAUGGGCGCAAGAGUGAUUGCCAUGGGCCGAAAUGCUUCCAAGCUCGAAAACGUUGUCCGUCAAAUGGCGCCAUUUACGCGGCCGGGCAUGUUGGAGACCGUGACGAUUUCCGGGAGUGUUGAGACGGACGUGAAAAACUUGCAAAAGUUUCGACCCAUUGAUGCGUUUUUCGAUAUUUCUCCAGAUGAGGCAAUCAAUUCCUCUCAUUUCAAAGCUGCCAUCUUGUCACUGCGCCAGGAAGGACGCGUGAGCCUUAUGGGUGGGUUUAGAUCUGACGUUCCGAUCCCACACUCAAUGAUCAUGCAUGCGAAUAUCCGUUUGCAGGGAACAUGGAUGUGUACUCGGGCCCAAGUCAGAGAGGGCAUUAAACUGGCCGAAAGGGGACUGCUGAAACUUAGUGGCUCGACUCCUAAGGAAUUUGCCCUUGAGGCCUGGGACGAGGCGUUUGACAUGGAGACGCCUCUACACCCUUAUUUCCCUCUUGGGAUUCAUAUUCCCGGCUACGUGGCGAAUGUCAACUCAUUACCAUCGUUGCUUGGCCAAUUUGCGUUGCUCUGGGCAGUUGUCAUGGCUGUCGCAUGGCUGGGUAUUAGCCGUAUCCGACCCUCCAGCAGCACUGCAGACCGACUGGCUUGUGUAUGGUUCUGUCUAACUGCAUCGAUCCAUCUCUUCUUUGAAGGCUACUUCGUUGUCAACCACACGACAAUCGGAGGAGCUGACCAUCUUUUUGGCGAGCUUUGGAAGGAGUACUCACUUUCUGAUUCGAGAUACCUGAGAUCCGACGCAUUUCUUGUUUCCAUGGAAUCCAUUACAGCUGUUUUCUGGGGUCCUCUUGGCUUCUUCAUUGCCUAUUCUAUCGCUGUCCAGCAUCCUGCGCGAUACGCUUUACAGAUUGUCAUCUCGCUGGGACAAAUUUAUGGUGAUCUUUUAUACUACGCCACCAGCCUGUUUGAUCUGUUCCAUUACGGAGUCGAGUUUUCGCGGCCAGAAAAUUACUAUUUCUGGGUAUAUUACUUUUUCAUGAACUUUAUUUGGAUCGUGAUUCCGACAUACUAUUUGAAGGACGCUCUGAACGAGGUCAUUUCGGUCUUUCGAAAGGCAGACCAGGUGGAAAAAACGCGCAGGGCUCAAUAG
This is a messenger RNA of Talaromyces rugulosus, 2379 nucleotides long. RefSeq lists its product as uncharacterized. The record is from RefSeq and is a predicted model, not a curated record. The transcript has 6 exons. NCBI's taxonomy places the organism in Eukaryota, Fungi, Ascomycota, Eurotiomycetes, Eurotiales, Trichocomaceae. The annotation marks the transcript as partial. Gene Ontology annotation, molecular function: steroid Delta-isomerase activity; C-8 sterol isomerase activity; cholestenol delta-isomerase activity. Gene Ontology annotation, cellular component: membrane; endoplasmic reticulum. Gene Ontology annotation, biological process: sterol biosynthetic process.